Molecule: messenger RNA, 1697 nt
Organism: Columba livia (rock pigeon)
Lineage: Eukaryota; Metazoa; Chordata; Aves; Columbiformes; Columbidae
Gene: AP3S2
Product: adaptor related protein complex 3 subunit sigma 2
Exons: 6
Coding region: 542-1126 (194 amino acids)
Biological process (GO): Golgi to vacuole transport; intracellular protein transport
Cellular component (GO): AP-3 adaptor complex; membrane coat; intracellular membrane-bounded organelle
Source: RefSeq, a predicted model, not a curated record
CCCUGGCGGCGCAGGCGGGUAGCGGGCGCGGUGGCCGAGUCGGUGCGGGUGCGGGCAGCGCAUUGCGGGCAGGACCAGCAGCAGGGACAGCGGCAGCCCGGCUCCAGACCUGCCCGUGCCCUGCCCCGGUGCGGGCCGCGAGGAACGUCUGCCGCACCUCCUGCCUGCCUCGGUGGCUGUCGCUGUCUCGGAGAGCGCGGCACAGGCCCCGGUGCAGCAGCCCGGCCCCGGGAGCUCCGGGCCUUGGCGGUGGGAGAGCGGCUGCGUCCGCGCCCGGACACCGCCCGAGGGCUGCUCUGAACGUGCCCCUUCCCCCGGUCCCGAGCCCCGGCGCUGCGCGUUGGCCGCGGCCGGGUCCCGGCUGCUCCUGGCCGCACGGUUUCCCGGCGCUGCCGCCCGGGCUCAGCCCACCGGGCCCCGGGGGCCGCCCCGAGCACCGCCCGCCGCCGCGUUUCCGGGGCGGGCGAGGGGUUUCCUGCGCGGAGGCUGCGGCAGCGGCGGCCCAGGUUGUGCCCCCGGCCCGGCCCGGCCCGCCGCCGGGAUGAUCAACGCCAUCCUGGUGUUCAACAACCACGGGAAGCCGCGGCUCGUCCGCUUCUACCAGCACCUGGCGGAGGAGGUCCAGCAGCAGAUCAUCCGAGAGACUUUCCACCUGGUGCUGAAGCGGGACGACCACAUCUGCAACUUCCUGGAGUGCGGCAGCCUGUUUGGUGGCUCGGACUACAAGCUGAUAUACCGGCACUACGCCACGCUGUAUUUCGUGUUCUGUGUGGACUCCUCGGAGAGUGAGCUGGGCAUCCUGGACCUCAUCCAGGUGUUUGUGGAGACGCUGGACAAGUGUUUUGAGAAUGUCUGCGAGCUGGACCUCAUCUUCCACAUGGACAAGCAGGUCCACCACAUCCUGCAGGAGGUGGUGAUUGGCGGGAUGGUGCUGGAGACCAACAUGAACGAGAUCGUGGCGCAAGUGGAAGCGCAGAGCAAGCUGGAGAAGGCGGAGGGAGGCCUCUCAGCUGCUCCUUCCCGUGCCGUGUCGGCUGUGAAGAACAUCAACCUGCCUGAGAUCCCCCGCAACAUCAACAUCGGAGACAUCAACAUCAAAGUGCCCAACCUGUCGCAGUUCAUGUGAACGUCCUUCAGUGGGGGCUGCCCUCGCCUGCUGACCAUGGCCGGGGCUGGCUGGGGACAGGCGCUGGGCUCUGUGGGGCUACCCCACCAGGCCUUUGUCCCUGUGGCACACGGUGGGUCUGGGGUUCCUGCGGGGGACGGGCUGGCUGCAGCAGUGGGAAGGGCAACGGGGCUCAGCGGGAGCGCGGUGCUGCUGCCUGCCUAGCCAUCCCCUUGGGCCUGGGCUCUGUUCUGGUGGCCUUUUGUCCCCCCCCCCCCCCCCGGGUGCACAGCCUCUCCCCUUGCUGUGGGAGGAAGAGCCAGGUCCUGCCUCUCCCAGCACUUCUUGGAAUGUGGAAAUGCACCUGUAGCUGGUGGCUCUCGGUGGAGCAGUGGCUUGUCCACUCCUCAGCCUCCCGGGGCUGGGCUGUCCCGUGCCCUGCGUCCCUGCGCCUGCCCCGGCUCUGACACCCCAGGCUGGGGGGAGGACCCACAGGGCUGGGGCUGCUCGUGCGAGCUGCUGCGAGCUCAGAGCCAGGCAGGGACCAGGCUGGUGGGUCCCUGUGUCCUAAUAAACCAUGGUCUGAACUUGA